Molecule: messenger RNA, 1279 nt
Organism: Haliotis rufescens (red abalone)
Lineage: Eukaryota; Metazoa; Mollusca; Gastropoda; Lepetellida; Haliotidae
Product: cysteine and tyrosine-rich protein 1-like
Exons: 4
Coding region: 54-653 (199 amino acids)
Source: RefSeq, a predicted model, not a curated record
GUAGUUACUGCUAGUUACACACUAUCUUAUUCAGUGUUGGAGAACAUUCGAGCAUGGAGGGACUCUAUUAUGUUACUGGAUUUCUUCUCAUUCUCCUUAAAGGUGCCUUGGGAGAGACCUGCUCUUCAAAAUACAGCACUGAUAUAGAAUGCUACAAUGGCUGCUGUGGGUCCUAUUACACCGGCAAAUACUGUUGUAGUGGUUAUUCAAGUUCAUUUGAUUACACAUACGUAAACAUCCCCCUCAUCGUCGGAUUGUCAGUUGGUGGCUUAAUCUUCAUCGUCAUCGUCAUCGUCGCCAUCUGUGCUUGUGUGGCGUCAGCAAAUAGACCACGGCGCGUCAUUGCCGUUCAGCCAGUAGGCCCCAUGAUGGUGUCAACAACAGCCGCGUCUUCACAACAAGGUGGAUAUAGAGGCCAGAUACCACAACCCCUGGCUUAUGCUGCUUACCCCCCUCCAGGUCCCCCCUCUGUCGUGCACCCUCCUCCGGCUCCCCCCUCUGCCGUGUACCCCCCUCCGGCUCCCCCCUCUGCCGUGUACCCCCCUCCGGCUCACCCCUCUGUCGUGCACCCUCCUCCGGCUCCCCUCUCUGUCGUGCACCCUCCUCCGGCUCCCCCAAAAAACUGUGUGCCACCCUCUGCAACACAUCCCUGAACUCUUCCAAGAAUUGUUAGUCGUACCUACAUGUAAGGUACUGGCCAUUUGUUAUUGAAAUAAAUACUUUGUACCAGUCAAUAAUUUUGCCCUAGAUUUUACAGCAAAACAUUUGAUGCCAGUUAAGGUCAUGAGGCAAUGACAAAAAAUCCAAUCCCCAUUGCCAUCCCCACAUCCGCCUGGGGAUCAAACCCCCAGCGUUAUUCGGUCAUUAUGAUUACAAGAGAAAUGCUGUCGAACACAUGUCUGAAGUGAUCACACUUCUAAAAGAACGAGUUUUGUUGAAGAAAAUGAAACUCAAGACACGUGUAGCCUUUGCAAAUAGUGGUAGUAUGCAAAAAGAAUGAAAUGAUUUUUUUAGGGGGAAUCAUUAAAAAUUAAGAAACAGAUUAAAAUGGUUCAUGUAUGUUGACAAACAUUUGGUCAGAAAUUGUCCACAAUUUGAAAAUGCUAUGCACUAUUAGAUACAUGUAUAAUUUCUUUGCCAUUUUUUUACUAUUUUGUACCGUGAUAAACCCAUUUUGUGUUGUAUGGAAAAUGCUGUUUUGAUAUUUUGAUACAGUUGUAUGCAUCAAUAUUUUUUCUGACGUUAAAUCAAACACGCCAAUGUAAUUACCUAUGAUGAA